GUUGCGGAAGACUAGCGGGUUUAAAAGCGCCAUGUAGCGGAGAAUUGCGGCGUUUCUAAGCAUACCGCCAGGUCGAACCUCCAGUGACCAGCUCAUUGACUUCACAUGAUCAGUAUGGCAGACGCCAGAGACAGCUCUCGGCUGUCCUCAAGUCUUUAAAUAUAAGGGCGUUGGGCGUUGGGUAAAUUUGUGGUUGAGAGUCUAGAAGCAACUGCAUCAUACCACGACACAAGUCAGAGCACCCAGACAUACAAUCAUCCUCGUUAACCAUCGCAUUAAAACCUUCAUCAUGGCACUCGCUACCUCUUCUGUCUUUCCUGGCUUCGCAUUCACCAAGACCAUCCAUCAUGCCCCGUAUCCCGCCAUCUCACCGCUUCGCCCAGAGCUCUCCCAGGCUGGCAGGACGGCCCUUAUCACCGGUGGGUCGACGGGGAUAGGAUUCGCCAUUGCCAAAGCCUAUGCUCAGGCCGGAGCGGAGCGCAUUAUCAUCCUCGGCCGUCGCAGGGAAUUGGUCCAAUCGGCCAUAGCGCGGCUUGAGUCGGAGUAUCCCGGCGUUCACUUGACAGGGCGUGUCUGUGACGUGACCAAUCUGGCUGCUGUCGAGGAGCUUUGGAUCAGCUUUGAGAAGGAUAGAGUCUUCAUCGAUGUGCUUGUGCUAAAUGCCGCCAAGGUUUCGCCGGCCGAGCCUCUCCUUGUACUGGGGCGAGACACCGUUUUAGACGACUUCAAUAUGAACGUGCGGUCGCACAUGGACUUCGCAGAGAGACUCUGUAAGCAACCUGGGGGUAAGACCCGAGCAAAGGCCCUCGUAAAUGUGUCAACCCAGGCAAUCCACGACUUUAACAUUGCGGGAAAGUUACCUAACUAUACUCUAACUAAGAAUGCGGGAACACUGCUGGUUCAGAUGAUCGCCAAGGACGUCAGCUCAUUGGAGCUGCAGGUGGUGAGCUUCCAUCCCGGCGGCAUCUUUACCGAGGGCACCCAGAGCGGAGGGUGGAAGAAAGACGACUUCCCCUGGGACGAUGAGAACUUGCCUGGGCAAUUCGCCCUCUGGGCGGCGUCCCCAGAAGCCAGAUUCUUACACGGCCGCUUUGUGUGGGCAGGGUGGGAUGUCAAUGAGCUACAGGAGGGGGAGCUGCGAGAGCGUAUUGACCAAGAUGAAUACUUCUUGAGGGUUGGGGUUGUGGGUAUUCAGGAGUGGGAAAAGAGAAACUAGAUAUUGCUGAUAGAUUUGAGGAAACUGGCACGGGC
This is a messenger RNA of Ilyonectria robusta, 1251 nucleotides long. Its product is annotated as putative short-chain dehydrogenase. NCBI's taxonomy places the organism in Eukaryota, Fungi, Ascomycota, Sordariomycetes, Hypocreales, Nectriaceae. The transcript has 3 exons. The record is from RefSeq and is a predicted model, not a curated record. Bases 290 to 1216 code for a protein of 308 amino acids. Gene Ontology annotation, molecular function: oxidoreductase activity, acting on the CH-OH group of donors, NAD or NADP as acceptor.